Molecule: messenger RNA, 564 nt
Organism: Closterium sp. NIES-65
Lineage: Eukaryota; Viridiplantae; Streptophyta; Zygnematophyceae; Desmidiales; Closteriaceae
Source: the annotation of a GenBank genome assembly
AUGUGGGCUGAUCCGGGUGUUAAGCUGCUGUGGGAGCAGAGGCGAGAAGCAUCCGGGAAGGUUCCGUUUAAGAUGGAGAAAGUCGGUGACAAGAGCGUGCCUUACGUGGGCUUGGAAGAGCUCCAGGCGGCGGUUCUCAUUCUCCUGCGCCGCCACUUCAGCGGGCGGGGCAAGCGGCUGUGGCCGACAGGCCUGGCGGGCAGCGAGGGUGACGCCGUGCUGACGGUGUGCGCCGUAGCAAGGGUGGCGAGUGGGUGGCAGCCCUUUGAGUACUGCUUCGUGCCCCGCCUUGGGGAGGCGAGCACCGGACUCAUGCAGUACCUUCCCUCCGUGGCGGUUCUGCAGGCCAUUCCCUUGCUUCCAGUGGCAGGUGCUGCAGUCGUCAGCGGAGAGGCCAGCGAGGGACAUGGGGUGCUGCAAUCAACAGCGAAGUGGCUGGCGGAGGACAUGGGGUACCGCACCUAUGCUGCUGAUGUGUCAUUCUCCAGGCUCUUCCGCCCAUUUGCCGCCCUCUAUUAUGGCAUGGCGCACCUGACAUGGCUCACCACUUACAAGGGCGUGUGA